Molecule: messenger RNA, 799 nt
Organism: Lolium rigidum
Lineage: Eukaryota; Viridiplantae; Streptophyta; Magnoliopsida; Poales; Poaceae
Product: ADP-ribosylation factor-like protein 2
Exons: 6
Coding region: 66-623 (185 amino acids)
Biological process (GO): protein folding
Cellular component (GO): microtubule cytoskeleton; cytoplasm
Molecular function (GO): GTP binding; GTPase activity
Source: RefSeq, a predicted model, not a curated record
CGUCACCACUCACCACCCGCCCGCCGCCCGGCCACCGUCGCCCGUCUGCGUAAGUUAGCUCCAGAAUGGGUCUUCUCAGCAUCAUUAGAAAAAUCAAGCGCAAGGAAAAGGAGAUGCGGAUUCUCAUGGUUGGCCUGGACAACUCGGGUAAGACGACUAUUGUGCUCAAGAUAAAUGGAGAGGACACCAGUGUCAUUAGCCCUACACUUGGCUUUAAUAUCAAGACCAUCCAGUACCAAAAGUACUCGCUGAACAUAUGGGAUGUCGGGGGACAGAAGACCAUCCGUUCAUAUUGGAGGAACUACUUCGAGCAGACUGAUGGCCUAGUUUGGGUGGUUGAUAGCUCUGAUGUCCGAAGGCUGGAUGACUGUCGUGCUGAGCUCCACAAUCUCCUGAAAGAAGAGAGACUAGCUGGAUCAUCGUUGUUAGUCUUUGCAAAUAAACAAGACAUUCAGGGCGCUCUGAAGCCUGACGAAAUCGCCAAGGUUCUGAACCUUGAAGUGAUGAACAAGGACCGGCACUGGAAGAUCGUGGGGUGCAGCGCCUACAGCGGCGAGGGUCUGCUCCAGGGUUUCGACUGGCUUGUCCAGGACAUUGCCUCACGCAUCUACGUCCUCGACUGAAACAAAGCCCCUGCUUGUUUCAGCACUAUCUACAUUCAUCUCUGCUAUGAACGGGACGCAGAUUUUCCAUAUGUUGGCUUUGGCAGACGUGUAAAAUCUGCAUGAAUGUACACUAAUGCUAUGGAUGACUAAUUCGAAUCAAGAUUUUGCAUCAAGGUGUCGCUUGAUGCCAUCUA